AUGGAGAGGCUUGAGAAGAGACGGCAAAAUGCCCUAAAAGACUGGAUACAGUCGGAGCGCGAAAGCUACAGCGAGAAGCAACGCAGAGUCAAAUGUCUCUGUGGUUCUGUCAUGCAGUCACGGAGACAAUUCAACGCGGAUCAACAAAGGUUCGAUACCAGAUCAAGGAAGCUCGGUGAGGAUGAGGAGACCCUUCGCAACGAAGUCGAACGUCUCAGGCCCCAGAUCACAUCCCACAAUGGGGUUCAGGAGGCAUUUUAUCGCGAUCGCAAGGCCCCCGAGGAGAGGGGAACGGCCGCAAGAAGCGCCUCAGAGGCUGCUUUACAACAGUUUUCGGAGAACAUGAACGCUGCCAAGGAUGCUUUAUCCAAGGCACACAGGGGAUCAACCAUGCCAAAGACGUUGUCUACGCAGCCACCGCCAGCAGCACUGUCGCCUACCACCGCCCGGGACGAAAUCCGUGGCAUAAGUCGUGGUGGAAGCCCCCACUUUCCUACAGGACUACAGUCGGCUGCGACCUUUCCAAACCAAUCUACUGGGUGGCUACGCAUCGUUUGGCCCUCAUAUUGA
This is a messenger RNA of Letharia columbiana, 570 nucleotides long. RefSeq lists its product as uncharacterized. The coding region runs from base 1 to 570 and encodes 189 amino acids. Lineage: Eukaryota; Fungi; Ascomycota; Lecanoromycetes; Lecanorales; Parmeliaceae. The record is from RefSeq and is a predicted model, not a curated record. The transcript has 2 exons.